Molecule: messenger RNA, 4394 nt
Organism: Argiope bruennichi
Lineage: Eukaryota; Metazoa; Arthropoda; Arachnida; Araneae; Araneidae
Gene: S1P
Product: membrane-bound transcription factor site-1 protease-like
Exons: 29
Coding region: 443-3955 (1170 amino acids)
Biological process (GO): proteolysis
Cellular component (GO): Golgi apparatus
Molecular function (GO): serine-type endopeptidase activity
Source: RefSeq, a predicted model, not a curated record
UUGACAGGGAAAAUGAUACAAUAACUUAAUAUUUUCCGCACUGUUCUGAAAAAUUAAAAUUCUAUUCUAUAAAAACUGAGAAAUAAUUUUAAAAUUUGCUGAGCCAGAGAAGAUUUACUGCUUUCCUUAAAUAUCGUAGUAAUGGGUUUCAAUUUUUGUUGUUUACCUGUUAAAGGGUCAUGGAUAGUUAAUAGAAAAGUUUGUGCAUAUUUCUUUUGUAGGAUGUUCGUUUAAAUAAUUUUUAACCGGAUUUUUGCGGUGAAAAGUAUAUAAUUUCUCAGAAAGAAAGAUAUACUUCGUGCUGCUGUCCAUAAAGUUGCAUGCCUUACUUAAUUACUUGCCAAAUUUUUCAUCUGUUGAACUCAUCGUUUAGUUAUAGAAUUCUUUUAAUCAAAAAUAAUGUUGUCUUCUCUUGGGGAGACCAGAAUUUUCUUGCAUUCCUAUGAAAACAAAUAUUUGUAAAUAUAUGAAGUCUAAAGAAAAAAUGGCUUCCAAAGUACGAUUAAGAAACUUCUAUAGUUGUAGGCAACUGUAUUUGUCUCAAUUUUUAUCAUGGAUCAUCCUACUCUGUACUAUUUCAUGUGUCUCCUUAACUGGACAAAAUCAUACUGAUCAAUUCCUUGUAGAUUUUUCAUCAGAAAUAGUGGAUAAUGAAUACAUUGUUAGCUUCAAAGAAUUUUACAAUUAUGAUGCUCGUCUGAAAUAUAUUAAAGCAGCUUUAAGGAAUUAUGAUCCUAGUAGCUGGCAAAUUUUACCUAGGAAUAAUCCUGCAAGCAACUAUCCAAGUGAUUUUGAAGUUCUUCAGCUUCAAAAAGAUAUUAUCGAAAAAGGCAUACCAGCACUAAAGAAGCACCAUUCCAUAAAACAUGUCACACCACAAAGAAAAGUUACACGAACUUUGACAUCUUUGAAUGGUAAACCAAUAUCAUGGGAAGAUGAUGAUAAUGAAAUUAAAUCGCACCAAAAUUGUCAGUUUUUCCAAAAAUGGUACUCAUCUCGUCCAUUUACAAAACGCUCAAGUCUUUCUCUAGGCUCUUCAUUUUGGGAAACUGCUGGAAAGUUUGUUCGAAGACGUCUCAUGAGGGCUCUUCCUCGUCAGAUUACAAGCAUCUUGCAAGCUGAUGUUUUAUGGAACAUAGGAAUUAGAGGAGCUGGUGUUAAAGUAGCUGUUUUUGAUACUGGACUUGUAAAAAAUCAUCCUCAUUUUAAAAAAAUAAAAGAAAGAACAAAUUGGACAAAUGAAAAAACAUUAGAUGAUGGACUUGGGCAUGGUACCUUUGUUGCUGGAGUAAUUGCCAGCAAUCGAGAAUGUAUGGGGUUUGCUCCAGAUUCAGAACUUCAUAUUUAUAGAGUCUUCACUAAUAAUCAGGUUUCUUAUACUUCAUGGUUUCUUGAUGCAUUUAAUUAUGCAAUUUUGAAAAAGAUAAAUGUUCUGAAUUUGAGCAUUGGAGGCCCUGAUUUCAUGGAUCAUCCAUUUGUUGAUAAGGUUUGGGAACUAACUGCUAAUAAUGUCAUUAUGGUAUCAGCUAUAGGAAAUGAUGGGCCUCUUUAUGGAACAUUGAACAAUCCUGCAGACCAGAUGGAUGUAAUUGGUGUAGGUGGCAUCAAUUUUGAAGACCAGAUAGCUCGUUUUUCAUCCAGAGGCAUGACUACAUGGGAAUUACCUGCAGGCUAUGGCAGAGUGAAACCUGAUAUUGUUACUUAUGGCUCUGCUGUUCGAGGCUCAAGUAUCAAAGGAGGAUGUAGAUCUUUAUCAGGAACAAGUGUUGCCUCUCCUGUUGUUGCUGGCGCUGUUACCCUGCUUAUGAGUGGAGUUAUACAUCUUGGUGGAGCAAUAAAUCCAGCAAGUAUGAAACAGGCUCUUAUGGCUUCUGCUCGUAGAUUGCCUGGAGUUCCUAUUUUCGAACAAGGCUGGGGUAAACUAGAUUUAGUUAGAGCUUUCCAGGCACUGAGAAGUUACAGGCCACAAGCAACACUUAGUCCAAGCUAUCUGGAUCUGACAGAGUGUCCUUAUAUGUGGCCAUAUUGUUCACAACCACUUUACUAUGGUGGUCUACCUACUAUAGUUAAUGUAACUAUUUUGAAUGGCAUGGGAGUUUCUGGAGAAAUUGUGAAUAAGCCUCAGUGGCAUCCAUAUACACCACAAUAUGGUCACCAUUUAGAAGUCGCUCUUUCUUAUUCUGAUAUAUUAUGGCCAUGGUCUGGUUAUAUUGCUGUGCAUAUAUCUGUUUCUUCCUUGGCAGCUAAUUGGGAAGGGAUUGCUCAAGGUCAUAUCUCAUUUACUGUAGAAUCGCCACCAGAGGAAGGUGAGACUGAAGUUCGUCGAUCUCAUGUGAAGCUACCAUUAAAAGUGAAAAUAAUACCAACCCCACCUAGAAGUAAAAGAGUACUUUGGGAUCAAUAUCACAAUUUGCGGUAUCCACCUGGAUAUUUUCCUAGAGAUAACCUACGAAUGAAAAAUGAUCCUUUGGAUUGGAAUGGAGAUCAUAUACAUACGAACUUUAAAGAUAUGUAUCAGCAUUUGAGAAGCAAUGGAUAUUAUGUAGAAGUUUUAGGCUCUCCAUUCACUUGUUUUGAUGCUCAGCAGUAUGGUGCUUUACUGUUGGUUGAUAGUGAAGAAGAAUUUUUCCCUGAAGAAGUCUCUAAAUUGAUAAAGGACAUUGAUGGAGGCCUUUCAUUAAUUGUGUUUGCAGAUUGGUAUAAUGUGUCUGUGAUGAAAAAAGUCAAGUUUUAUGAUGAAAACACUCGGCAAUGGUGGAUGCCAGAUACUGGAGGUGCAAACAUACCAGCUUUAAAUGAUCUGCUUUCACCAUGGGAAAUGGCUUUCAGUGAUGAAGUUUAUGAAGGAGAUUUCACUAUGGGAAAUCAUGAAAUGUAUUAUGCAUCGGGAACAAGUUUAGCUCGUUUUCCUGCCAAUGGAAUAGUUGUCACUCAAUCUCUAAACAAUCAAGGAAUGGAAGUUUUAAAAGGCCAAGCAGAUAAAAUAGAUAAAGUUCCUAUUCUUGGACUUCAUCAGACUUCACACCAUCCAUCUGCAGGUCGUAUUGUGGUGUAUGGUGAUUCUAAUUGUUUAGAUACAGCACAUAUGCAAAAAGAUUGUUUUUGGUUAUUGGAUGCAUUACUUCAAUAUGCGACUACUAAACAUGUUCCACCUCUUUUCGAGGAACUGAAAUCUGAAAUUGUCCUGGAUGCUAAACGAUUGCCACAAAGAAUGGAAGGCAAUCAUUUGUAUCGCUAUUCAAAAGUGUUGGAGCAUCACCUUGGUACACCACAUACACGUCCACUACCAGCCUGCCCUAGACUCAGCUGGGUUCGUCCACAACCUUUAAAUAAGUCUGGACCGAGCACUUUGUACAAAGCUCAAAAAUUGCUUUCUGUGAAUUUGGAUGCCCCUUUUCCUUUUCGGCCUGGCCCUGAACCUCAACUUCCGAAGCAGCCGUGGGACUCUCCUCAAACAGUUGUGAGUGAAUCCUGGCAACUCGCAGAUGGCACUCGCAUCAUGAAAAAGUGCCACUCUGUAAGUCGAUGUAGAAAAAUAGCAUUUCCACUUUCAACUGACAUUUUAAAGGUCCCAGAUAUAACAGAGAUAAGAUGUAAUAUUGAAGUUCAUGAACAGGCACCACAUGAUGAGGGGUUUGAUGAGAAUUAUUUUGAUUAUGAUACUGAUUAUGAGUUUGAAAGCCAGUUUAAUAAUGAGGAUGCUUUUUGCAGUUCAGAAUCAGAUUUUCCUUGUGAUAUAUCUGAGGAUUCCCUCCAAAACAACUCUCUGAAACCUUAUUUGGAGUUAGAUUUUGAGUAUAAAUUUAGUCGCCAUACUGGUCAUCACCAUGUUGAAGUUCACUUUCAAAUGAUAGUUGAAAAUGAAAAGCAUUGUCCAAAAAUGACCUUUAUGGAUAUUUUAGAUUCUUACUUGAAUACUUACAGAAAUGUGUGUGAUGCAGUUCUAGUUGAUUAAUGCUUGAGCAAGUUUUAUUGUUUUGAGUCAGAUUUGUUUAUGUGUUCCUAAUUUAUUUUAUAUUUUUGCUAAAAAUAUGUUGUGUAUUUUGUUUGUUUGCGAAAUGUUUCCAAAAUUUGAUUAACUGGAGGUAUAUUAUCUGUCAAUUAUAAAUAUUUCUAAUUUUAACAAUAAUAGAGACACAAAAAAUUGUAAAUAUUUGAAUUAGCAAGUUAAUUGGCAUGAACAUUUAAUAUUCUACAUUUUAUGUUGUUUAAAGGUUAAUGCUUUGUUAGGCAACUUUAUUUGUUACAGAAAAAUAAUCUUUGUUUUGAGAAGUUUACUAAUUUUUGUAUUAAUGUUAGUUUUAAAAAGAAUAAAGAUAUAGAAUGACGUAAUGGAAAUAAUGAUCAAACUUUUAAAUUAUUAUUUUGACAUUCUUUAUUCAAAUGCAGGAAAA